This is a messenger RNA of Hypoxylon trugodes, 1192 nucleotides long. Its product is annotated as major facilitator superfamily domain-containing protein. Gene Ontology annotation, molecular function: transmembrane transporter activity. The coding region runs from base 205 to 1044 and encodes 279 amino acids. The transcript is spliced from 2 exons. NCBI's taxonomy places the organism in Eukaryota, Fungi, Ascomycota, Sordariomycetes, Xylariales, Hypoxylaceae. The record is from RefSeq and is a predicted model, not a curated record. Gene Ontology annotation, biological process: transmembrane transport. Gene Ontology annotation, cellular component: plasma membrane.
CAAGGCUUUGUGAAGAGUUACCGUGGAUUACUUGCCGCCCGAUUCUUCCUAGGGCUCGCGGAGGCCGGCAUCUUUCCAGGUAGUUUCUACUUGAUUAGUUUUUGGUAUAAGAAAGAGGAGGCUCAAAAACGAUUCACUGUGUACUAGUCAACUACCAUCUUUGCCGGGGCUUUCGGAGGUUUGCUCGCUAGUACCAUAGCUAACAUGGAAGGCAUCCGAGGCCUUAGCAGCUGGAGGUGGGUCUUCAUCCUGGAGGGUAUCGCAACCGUCUUGAUUGGCAUUGCGUCUUUUCUCUGUAUUACAGACUUCCCGCAGCAAGCAAAAUGGCUGUCUAGAGAGGAAAGAGAGUUUCUGUUGAAGACAAGAGCCGACGAAUCUCCGAUAACUCCGAUUACCACCGAAGAUAUACUUGCAUUUUUCACGAAACCGGAGCACUGGUUCGGUGCCCUCAUGUACUUCUCUCUGCUGGUUCUCGCUUAUUCCAUCGUAUACUUUCUUCCCACCAUUGUCCAAGCUCUUGGCUACUCAACUGUACAAACUCAAUUACACUCAGUUCCCCCAUUCGCCGCGGCUUUCGGGUUUGCCGUGGUAGUAGCGUACAUGUCUGAUAAAUGUCGGAUGCGUUCGCCCUUCAUCUUUUUCGGUCUCGCGCUACUCAUCACUGGUCUUGCUAUUCUGAUCUGCGUGCGCGGCGCGGCGCAUUUCUCGGUUGAGUACGCAGCACUUUGCCUUAUAGCUAUGGGCUCCUUUGGAGUCGGCGGGAACAUCGUUUGUUGGUAUAUCAUGAACCUACGGGGACAUGUAAAGCGAAGUAUUGGGUCGGCGUGGAUGAUUGGGUUUGGGAAUAUCGGUGGGGUGAUCUCCACAUUUCUAUUCGUGAAGAAAGAUACGCCAUACUACCAUUCCGGAUACUCUGUUUGCCUUGCUAUGGCUGCUCUCUGCGUAUUCUCGUGUGCUGGGUACGGUCUACUCGUAAGAAAAGAAAUUGCCAAGGAUAAGAAGCUUGCGGGAGGGGACUUGGUAAAAGAGCCACUAUACCUCUAACUACUUCUAUGUAGGAGGUACCUAGGUGGUUGUAAAUCGCUGCGGAUUUUGGAAGCGCAAACCGUAACUUGGGGGGGCGAUUCGCCAACCUCUCUGAUAUAUCAAAAUCUUCUUACGUACCUAGGUACCUAGGUACACACGCUGACAC